UUGUGUUGUGAUGUUGAAGUGGAGAAGAUGUUGAUUUAUUCCAAUUACAGCAAAAUAAUGAGCAAUAUUGCCUUUAUUUGACUGAAACACUGUUUUAGAAUAAAAUGGAAUCAGAAAUAAUGGUAGAGGCGUUGCCUCUGCUGGGAAUAUGCAAUUUAUGUUUAAACGAAGGUGUCGUCAAGAGUAUGUUGGUCACACAAAGUUUUCAAGGCAACUAUCAAACGUAUAUAGAAAUGCUCUUCAGAUGUUUUUCUAUAGACGUGUUAUUGCUACCGCUCGGUGAUACAAAGAGGCUGAUCUGCGACCUGUGCAUUGGGAAGCUGCAAGACUCAUUGUCAUUCAAGGAACAGGUUGAAGCUGCUCUGGAAAAUUUGCAGACCAUUGUUCAAACUCAAAAGAUCAUUAAGCAGGAUGUGUCUCAGACGGAAGUGAAGAAGGAGUCCUCAGCCGACGAGGCUGAUAAUGAGCUGGACGGCCAUUUCUGCGAAGAGGAUGAUAUGGCCCUGACAGAGUUCAAAAUCAAAGUGGAGCCUAAAGAGGAGGUGAAGAAAGCCAAGAGGUCAGUGACCAAGUCCAAAAUGAAGUACUCAAUCAAGAAAUCAGACUUACACGACACCGACGCCAUGAUACAAUCCGGAUUGUUCCCGUUCAAAAUCAAGAAGAACGGAGCCUUCUCAUGCGCGGUGUGCCCAGAGAUAUCAACGAAUUUAGACGACAUAAGAAAACAUAUAGGCCAACACAACCGCACCAACAUACAUGUAGCAUUCAAGAAGAUGAUGUUUUCAAACGCGCAGAGAUUUUACAGGUACGAGAACAAAUUGCGGUGCAAGAUCUGCACAAUUGAUAUUUGCAACUACGAAGACUUAAAACAACAUUUGGAGAAUUGCAGCCAGUUGAAUUAUAAUAAGAAAUGGAAUAAUCUGCCGUUCAAACUCGAGAAAGACCAGCUGGACUGUCCGAUUUGCAAGAAAACAUUUCUUAACUAUGUCAAUUUGAACACACACAUGAACGUUCAUUAUCCGAAUUAUAUAUGUGAGAAUUGUGGCAAAGCGUUCGCUUCGAAAGCCCGUUUGAGGGGGCACAUGAGGACGCACGAGGUUGGUACGUUCCCGUGUAGACAUUGCGACGCUGUCUUCGACAGAGUCACGAAGAGAGAGAAUCACGUGUCUAAAGAACAUAAGUCCGGGGUGCGUUAUGCUUGUAAGAGAUGUAACAUAUCACUCACGUCGUUCUACGCCAGACAGAAGCAUCUAGCCGAAGUGCACAAUGAAGAACUUAAACGGUACAAGUGCAAAGCUUGUACGCAGAGCUACAUCACACCGGGACACUUGUCGAGUCAUGUGAGAAGAGACCAUUUACACGAGCGGAAUCAUAAGUGUGAUAAGUGCGAUUUAGCGUUUUACACUAAGAAUGCUUUGAAAAUGCAUAUGAUUAAACACGAUGGGGAACGAAUACACUCCUGUCCGAUAUGUCAGAAGUCUUACCAGCGAAAGAAGACGUUGAGAGAACAUAUGAGAAUACAUAACAAUGAUAAAAGGUUUGUCUGUCCCGUUUGUGGCAGAGCGUUCACCCAAAAAUGUACUUUGAAGGGACACCUUAAGGUUCACGAUAGAAAGCUAGAUUUGGAUGAGAGGAUCAUUCAGCCUUUACAUUCUAUAUAAGUGUGUGUUUGUUAAGUGUAUAGGUUAAUAUAUUAAGGAGAGUAUUUUAAGAGAGAGUGUCAUUUUGUUGCACCAUUUAAAAGGUUCAAAUUCUAUAGUCUUUUUCUCAUACGACCACGGGUUCAUCAAUUUGCUAUGUAAACCGGGUUUUGUGAGGAGCUUCAGCCCCGUGGCAAUUUCCAGAAAAAAAAUUAGGUCUAUUUUAUCUUUGUUCCAAAUUUCAUCAAAAUUUGAAGAAAUAUCACUUUCAAAGAAGCGUAUUUGUAAUAAAUUAUUGUUUUGUAAUAAAUUAAUUUCAAAAUUAAUAAUUUCAAAAUUAGUAAUGUCAUAUUUAUGUCAUGUAUGUUUCAUUUCUCUGUUUAUUUUAAAAUAUUCUAUUGUUAGUAAAUUUUAUUUGUAUCAUUGCCUAAAUGGCUAUUUUUACGGUUUGUGCAAUAAUAUACAAGGAGAGUGGAUGGAAAGGAAUAUACCUUGAUCAAAUUAAGGACGUACUGACAACAGGUCAGGUCAAGAGUACCCGAAACCGCCAAGCUUGCAUGGAGAGUUAUGAAUGUGGAUGAAGCGAAAGAAGUAUGCAGAGAUCGUAGCAAGAGGAAAGAUGUAGUCUCUGCCUACCCCUCCGGGAAUAAGGCAAGAUUUUAUGUAUGUAUUUUGUGCAAUAAAGACAAAAUCUUCCAUUUUUUAAAUGCAAUAAAGUUAUUUGAAGUA
Molecule: messenger RNA, 2369 nt
Organism: Amyelois transitella
Lineage: Eukaryota; Metazoa; Arthropoda; Insecta; Lepidoptera; Pyralidae
Product: zinc finger protein 14 homolog
Exons: 4
Coding region: 105-1661 (518 amino acids)
Biological process (GO): regulation of transcription by RNA polymerase II
Cellular component (GO): nucleus
Molecular function (GO): zinc ion binding; DNA-binding transcription factor activity, RNA polymerase II-specific; RNA polymerase II transcription regulatory region sequence-specific DNA binding
Source: RefSeq, a predicted model, not a curated record